AUGGUAGUAUUCCAUGAUGUCUUCCUCCUUCACUUGGACCCGCAUGCGCAGCUUCCUUUCCGUCUGCCGCUUCAGGCUUACCGCCACGAACCGCUUCAGGAACAGCGUCUUGAGCCCACGCACCUCUCUGUAGUGCGUUGCAUCGUCGUCCGUUUCGGCUACUUUGACCGUCUGGUCUUACCGGUGUUCCGGGCGGGUGUUUCUCGCAUCAAGGCCUACAAUCCAUUUGUAGACAGCAUCCUCGAGAGACACAUCAAUAGCCCUUGCAAGAUCGUUAUUGGACCAACGAUUAUGGCGACCAAUCCUUUCGAAACGGUGGGCUUGAAUCAUGAUCCCAAUCAGGAUCUUGGACAUCUUAAACUUUGGGAAGAUGCUGUAAAACAUCUGGAUUAUUCAACAAGUCUCAACAACACACCUAUUUCAGUAAAUAGACGUGCCAUAAUUACACAAGAAGAUCUUGAUAGUUGGGUGUUGAAUUUCCUCGUUGUUGACGUCUUACCAAUUUAUACCAUCGAGAAACCUGGUUUCAAACAACUAGUUAAUUGUCUGGCCCCGAAUCUAAAAAUGAUUGAAUAUCUCCACAAGGAAUAUGAAGUAGUUGACAAGCUGCGAGGAGCAACAACCGACAACGGUUCUAAUUUUUUAAAGGCGUUUCGGGAGAGUGGGAAUGCACCUGAUGUGCCAAAUUAUGAUGAUGAUGAUUUUGAACAAUCUGACGAAGAAGACAUGUUAUACUUCGAAAUUGGUGAAAUUAUUGACGGUAGAAUCACACAAGACUAUUUCGCUAACAAUGUGAAUCCCACUAUACCUAUGCACCGAAAAUGUGCCUGUCAUCUGUUGAGUUUGAUAGCGAAGGCUGACAUAUCAAAGAUUCAGGAUCACACAUUUCAAGAAUUGAGAAAUUCGCUACAAGACAAUGCGUCGAUUAUUAAAUGUCAAUCACUAAUCACUGGACUGCUUGACGCUAUCUAUGAGAGAUUUGAACACAUGUUCUCAGAUAAUGAGUUACGUUUGGCUACGAUUACCAACCCAUUUUUUAAGUUAUCAUGGUUGGAUAAUGAAGACGAUGUUCGUCGCGCAAAAACAUUUUCGGAUGAUUCAAGUGACGGGACCUCCUCUUCAGUAUCAGAUCCCAGUCCGGAGAAGAAACAGAGACGCGCGAAGGAUUUUUUUUGCCUCAAUUACUAA
Molecule: messenger RNA, 1188 nt
Organism: Daphnia magna
Lineage: Eukaryota; Metazoa; Arthropoda; Branchiopoda; Diplostraca; Daphniidae
Exons: 7
Coding region: 1-1188 (395 amino acids)
Source: RefSeq, a predicted model, not a curated record